AUGUCAAGUUAUCCUCAACAACAUCUGAACUUAUCAAGACAAGAAGAAUUCAAAGACGAAACUGAGAAAUGUGCAAUUUGUUUGAGUGAAACGAAAGACAGAACCAUCAUCGCACCCUGCUAUCAUUCACAAUACUGCUUCCGGUGCAUCUUAGUCUGGUCACAGAAGUCCAGGAAAUGUCCGCUUUGUCUGGGUCCCAUCGAUCACUUCCUACAUCAUCUCAGCCCCAAUGCAGACUACGAACGAUAUUAUCCACUUCCGCUUCUCCAACCCGAGAAACCUCAACCUUCUACAUCCACUCAUCACCUCCAUCAGCCGUCUCUGCCUAGUAGGUCUGUAUCCGAUUCGAAGAUACGGGAGAUACAGGAAACGAAGCAUGCUCUCAUAUCUCUAGACCGUAGAAAAUUCAUCUAUCGACAUGGUCUCUAUGCCAAACACAUCGGCGCCAACGAGUUUACAUGUUUCAGGCCAAUUUGUCCCUCGUCAUUCACUCGUCAUUUUGCUGAACAUAAGACGCGUGUAACAACAUUUUUACGUCGUGAGCUUGCUGUGUUCGAGCAUCUCGAGGGACAAAUUGAGGCAAGAAUCAGAUAUAUCUUGCAAAUCUUAUUGUCACUGGACUGCAAAAGUGAUAGUGCAAUUCGCUUGUUCACGCACUACAUAGCUCCAAAUAAGAAAGCCAUUCAGUUGAUCCAUCAGUUGCAAUCCAUACAUCAUGACCUGCUUCAGUCGGCUCGAAACGCGUCAGAUGAAAGGCUCAUCCCACCUCCUGCAAACCGGAGUGACCAAACUCUUGCCAUCCAUACGUCUCGCCUGCAUAUCCGCUUCAUCAUCAUCGCCCACAGGACGACGCUUUCUAUAUCCACAAGACAUCAUCUAACGAGCUUAUCGCUUUCUCAAAAGGCCACAAAGAUCAAACUACCUUACAUAGAGCCCCGCACCUCACUAAUCAGGAGCAAACCGAAAUGUUCAAUAGAAAUAUAUCUAUCUGCUCAGCUAACCUUGCAAGCGAGACGCACCCACAACAUUCACUGCAUAAAUUAUUGGUAUUUACUUGCUUCAAUCAUCUUUGAUACUAGCGCACAUAGCUUUUCAUUCAGUUCUACUAAUUCUAUGAGCUAUUUGUUGUAA
Melampsora larici-populina 98AG31 is the source of this 1131-nucleotide messenger RNA. RefSeq lists its product as uncharacterized. The transcript is spliced from 3 exons. Bases 1 to 1131 code for a protein of 376 amino acids. Gene Ontology annotation, molecular function: metal ion binding; ubiquitin protein ligase activity. The record is from RefSeq and is a predicted model, not a curated record. Gene Ontology annotation, biological process: protein monoubiquitination; protein polyubiquitination. Lineage: Eukaryota; Fungi; Basidiomycota; Pucciniomycetes; Pucciniales; Melampsoraceae.